GGAGAGAGAUGGCUCGAGGAGGAGGUCCGCGAGGAGGAACAGAUCGGACGGAAUCGCGGACAAUGGAGGGAAGAGGAACGGGGAGGAGAGUGCGGUUGGUUGGCGGAAGCGAGCGGGAACGUGUCAUCGAGCGUCGAGGAGCGUUUCACAGGGUUCGAGGGCUCGCAGAAGUUCCCUAUAAAAGUGACGUACAAACCGCCCACGGCGAUCCAAGUGGAAAAGUUCGACAGAAGGCACUUCGGGCCGCCGAAAAUGGAGGUGGUCGGCUCGGAGACGACGCUCGCGCCCUAUCCGUCCACCGUGUCCCCCGAUCUUCCCAAGAGCCCUGGCAGGGACGUGCUUCAUCGGCAUCGCAAGGUCGACGAGAACACGGAGGAGGAGCGGAGGCAGGAGGCGAUCGAGGAAGCGAACGAGAGAGGGGAGGACGACAGCUGGUUACCAGGCGCGUCUUCCGGCCGGCGAUCCUCCAACAUAGGAAAAUCAUUCCCGGACGAGAAACGCGUCUCUUCCACCACCUCUUCCUCCGCCCACGUUUUUCCAUCGACCGGUAUCGAGGAGGCGACGAGGGAUACGGGCGAGUCGCGAGAGAGCGAGGAAGAUAAGGGGAUCGUGAAAUCGGGCGAGAAGAUAAACGUAACCAUCCUGGGUCUGUUCGAGAUGACGCGAGGCAACGAGGCUAGGGCGGAAGGGUCGAGCGAGCUACAAGCGGCGAGAUUGGCUGUCGAACGCGUCAACCGAAUGAACGUCCUCUCCAAAUUUCGCCUACGUCUUAUUCACAACGAUACCAAGUGCGACCCCGGCGUGGCGGUUGAUAGAUUCUUUCACGCUCUCUACUCGGCGAAGAAGAACGAUCUGAUACCGUUGUUGCUGGGCACCGCCUGUUCCGAGGUCACGGAAACCUUGGCCAAAAUCGUGCGCUACUGGAACGUGAUACAAGUCUCGUUUGGAUCCACGGCGCCCGCCCUCUCAGAUUCCACCGAAUUUCCGCUCUUCUUGCGCACCGUGGCGCCGGAUUCCAGUCACAAUCCCGCUAGGAUAGCGCUCAUCAAACAUUUUGGAUGGGACACCGUCACCGCUCUCUCUCAAACCGACGACAUGUACUCCCUGGCUGUGAACGAUCUAGUCACGGAACUGGAACGAGCGAAUAUCACGUGCACCGCUACCAUCACGUUCGCGGAGAACGAUUACAAGGAGCAGUUGAAAACUUUGAAAGAAUUGGACACGAGAAUCAUCAUAGCAAGUUUUUCGCCGCAAUUGGCGUCACGCGUUCUGUGCGAGACUUGGAAACUAGGGAUGCACGGAGGGGACUACGCGUGGAUCCUGCCAAGUGACACGAUCGAGCUAUUGAAAACGCCGAAUAAUUCGAAGGAGGAAUGCACGCUUUCGCAGCUGAAUCAAACUUUGAAUGGUUCGAUUAUCGUCAACAGUCAUGACUCCGCCUUAGAAAACGAAAUUACUUCGUCCGGUCUGACAAACAACAAUUUCUUGUCGGAAUUGGCGAGCAGAGGCGUGACGUAUUCGAAGUUUGCAGGGCAGACCUAUGACGCAGUCUGGGCUAUGGCAGUCGCGUUGGAAAAGACCGAGGCUAUCUUGAACCGGGAUAACAUCAGCUUAGCCCAGUACACGCACGCUAGAAAGGACAUCGCGUUGCAUCUAUUGGAACAGUUGAAACUUUUGCGCUUUGUCGGAGUUUCGGGACCAGUGUCGUUCGACGGUGCCGAUCGAAUAGGCAUCACGGCGUUCUAUCAGAUGCAGGGGGUUAAGAGAAAGGUAGCGAUUUUCAGUCCGGAGGAUGGAAAAUUGGUAAUGAAUUGCUCGGAAUGCGAAAUGAUGAGAUGGCCGGACGGACAUCCCCCAGCAGCUCGAAGGGUUUUCCGGUUAAGGGUGGUGACGGUAGCACCUGCGGCUUUUCUAGCGGUUACUUGCCUCGCCAGCAUCGGUGUCACUUUAGCGUUUGCUUUCUUGGCGUUCAAUUUGCACUUUCGCAAGCACAAGAGUAUAAAGCUUUCGAGCCCUAGGCUCAACAACAUGGCUGCCGUUGGCUGCGGUCUGGUCUACGGUGCGGUCAUACUUUUGGGCUUGGAUCACGCCACGCUUCCCGACAGCAAUCAUUACUAUCCUACAGCGAGGGUGUAUUUAUUGUCCGCGGGCUUUUCCCUGGCAUUCGGAUCGAUGUUCACCAAAACCUAUCGCGUUCAUCGAAUUUUCACGAGAAGUAGAAGCGGUGUUGUCAAGAACAAGCUACUUCAGGAUACCCAGCUUAUAAGCUUGAUCUGCGUACUUUUGCUGAUAGACGGUCUCGUGGUGACCCUGUGGGUGACUUUCGACCCGAUGCAACGUCAUCUUCGAAACUUAACUCUGGAGAUGAACCCGCAAGAUAGAGGAGUGGUCUACCAACCUCAGGUAGAGGUGUGUCGUUCUCAACACACGAACAGCUGGUUGGGGGCGCUUUACAUUUACAAAGGUCUGUUGCUCGUCGUCGGCCUGUAUAUGGCUUGGGAAACGAGACACGUGAAAAUACCAGCUUUGAACGACUCGCAAUAUAUCGGGAUGAGCGUUUAUUUCGUGGUGAUCACCUCGGGAAUUGUCGUCGUGUUGGCGAAUUUGAUGUCCGACCGUGCAACACUGGCAUUCGUCACGAUCACCGCUCUGAUCUUGGCUUCCACGACCGCGACACUCGCGUUGCUCUUUCUUCCCCAGCUUACCAACAUUUUGGCAGGCGAGAGGGCCGAUCCCGUGGUGCAAAGUCUCGGUUUAAAGAUCGAAUGCAACACGAGAAGAUUCAUGACCGACGAUAGAACCGAGCUUCAAUAUCGCGUGGAAGUGCAGAAUCGUGUGUACCGUCGUGAAAUGGCACAGCUGGAGCUGGAAUUGGCCAGAUUGGAGAAACAAUUGGCACAGGAACCGGUUGAACCAUCGCACGCUUCGUCGAGCGCAUCGAUUCCGCAACGCAAUCCGAGCAUCGGGGGUGGUCUACCUUUGUUGUUGCUCAGCGUCCUCCCACCGGUCAUCCCCAGGGCUAGCUGGCCGUCCGCUGAUUCAUCCGGGAUACGACGCGGUACUGUAGCGUUUAGCAGUCAGCCGGAUUUGGAGCCGGACGCGGGGAGGCGAAGUCUGGCGGACAUUUACAAACUUCAUCAACGAAGGGAGACGGAAGGGGCAAAUCUAGGGGUUUUUCAACGAUUCUUCAGCCUUUUCGGCAGUCGUCCCAGCAGCAGAAAAACCUCGAUCGCUUCGUUCACGGGAGUGGCAUCGGCGUUACGGGUUCAUAUGGGCUACAUCGCCGGCCUGGUGCCAGGCACGAAAGCCGCGUCUACCUGUCAGGUUAACGCCCAAGGCGCUCGUUCCCCUCAUCCUCGAUGUGGCUCAGGACCAAUAAUUAGUAUUACUAGCGAAGAGGAUCGCAGAUUAAGCCUGGGGUUACAUCGUAAAGAGUACAGCGAGCCGAGAGUGAAUUUUAGUUUGCCGGCCAAAGCGAGCACCAGCCAAACGUCGUCGCGGGAAAAAAUUCGAGGAUCUCCCCGAUUUCCUCAUCGGAUAGUGCCGACAAACAGUUUGAACACGAUUGCAUCGGGAUCGUCGAUCUCGAAAUCUCAUCGAUGGCAUUCCAUGGAAGACGCGAGAAAAAGCAAAGUCUGCCAACUCCCUCGCGGCUCGUCGUGCAGCCCUAGCUGCGACGUGUGGGCAACUCGUGAAUUCGGAAUACCAUUAAGCGAAUUGGGGAACACUGUUCGGGGCAAGAAAGUCGCGGAAUCAUUAGCUUCGACCGUUAUGGCGGAAUCGAAUGUAAAUACCGAUGACGCCAACCAUUCGAAGAAAUUGUUCCAAGAGAAUGGUAGCAGCCAUGUUGGUAGCCCUAUCGACGUGAAAACUGCUCGUUCCGUUUCCUCCUCGUCCUCGUCCUCGUCCUCGUCCUCGUCGUCGGCGUUCCACGUCAGGGCGUUGAGCGCGACGAACGACGCGUCCUCCUCCAGAAACGGAUCCACUCCUGAAUCUGCCCGGUUAAAUACCGGCACAAACUUGAUCGAGAAAUCGGAUUGUUCUCGACCCACGAGCCCCGUAAUUCGCGUGAUCAAUCCUCCCGAAGAGAUGGAUGAUCGCGAAAUCGUACGAAAAUCAACUGCCGCGUAGAUUAAAAUAAUAAGCGUGGGGGGGGGGGGGGAAUGACUCGCUGCUCCGUGGAUAUUCUUUUUUUUUUCCUCUCUCUUUUUCUUCCAUUCUAUUUGAACGUAUUUACGUGUACGCUCUUCUAAUCAAGAGGAAGAAGAAUCUCGAUAAAAGAGCGUGAAACACGCGUGAAUUUCUAGAAAAACGAAUAUCUGAAAACGCGUGGUUAAUAUUUUUUUUUUUUUUUUUUUAUU
Apis florea (little honeybee) is the source of this 4361-nucleotide messenger RNA. RefSeq names its product gamma-aminobutyric acid type B receptor subunit 3 (gene GABA-B-R3). NCBI's taxonomy places the organism in Eukaryota, Metazoa, Arthropoda, Insecta, Hymenoptera, Apidae. Gene Ontology annotation, biological process: gamma-aminobutyric acid signaling pathway; G protein-coupled receptor signaling pathway. The record is from RefSeq and is a predicted model, not a curated record. Gene Ontology annotation, cellular component: membrane; G protein-coupled receptor heterodimeric complex. Gene Ontology annotation, molecular function: G protein-coupled GABA receptor activity.